Messenger RNA from Plenodomus lingam JN3, 540 nucleotides. RefSeq lists its product as uncharacterized. NCBI's taxonomy places the organism in Eukaryota, Fungi, Ascomycota, Dothideomycetes, Pleosporales, Leptosphaeriaceae. The record is from RefSeq and is a predicted model, not a curated record. Gene Ontology annotation, cellular component: NuA4 histone acetyltransferase complex.
AUGACCGAGAAUGCGCCCCCGGGGAGCUCUGCCAACACCGGCGCAGAUGGCUCGCGCGGGAUGCCAUACUACGAGAAGAUACGACGCGAUUUGCGCGAGUCGUUGAACAAGAAGCGCGGCAUUGACGCUCAGCUGCACCAGAUUGAGGACUCGAUCAACCGCAUGGAGACGGCCUAUCUGGAGGAGACGAGCGCCGGAAACAUCAUCAAGGGCUUCGACAACUACAUAAAGGGCGCCGCCACCACGACCACGGCCGGCGGAGCCAGCAAUGCGACCAGGCGGAAGGCCGUCAUCAGCGAUGCAGACAGGAUCUUCAGCCGAAGCUCAGCCAGCUUCCUCAGGGAAGCCUCCACUCCCGCGACCACUCCCUCCCAUGCAGCCACACCGACCUCAUCUUUUCCCACGCGCGAGAAUAGCCAGCCGACGUCCAAUGGUAAUAAGAUGGGUGGUGGGAGCAAGAAGAAGAAGACGACUGCUGAAGACGACGACGAGGACAGUAGCAAAUCCAAACGUCAGAAAAUCUCCUACGGACGAGAUUGA